This is a messenger RNA of Racocetra persica, 134 nucleotides long. The record is from the annotation of a GenBank genome assembly. Lineage: Eukaryota; Fungi; Glomeromycota; Glomeromycetes; Diversisporales; Gigasporaceae.
UAUUUCAAGUUGACGUAAGUCAACAGAUCGAAAAGCUGGCUAAGCGGGAGCAUUCCCCCAGCUUCAAAGUCAGACAACGAGUCGGGGACCGGUUCAACGGUCACCAGGAUGAAACAGGAAUAAAUCGAGAUGGC